AUGGCUAAACAACCUCUCGACGAUGGCAUUUCUGCUACAAUGCGUGGACUACUGAGUCUAUUGCCUAGCAAUGACAGUGCUGCAGAGCGCAAUUCUUCGUCAGUUUCUCUCGUAGCAAACUUUCGUCAUAUUGCGCCAUCCUCCGUGCUGCAAGGGCUUCAAGCUCUGGUUACAAUGGAAAGCUACUCGCACAUGCUGCAGCGCUAUCCACUGGUUAAACAAGCCUUUUGGGAGCAAGUCCUAGCCUCAGAUCUUAUGGCUAAAGGCUUUGAUACACGUAAACAUCAUAUGCAGCUUCAAGACGAGCAGUUCCCAAGACUUGUGCUGGAUUUCUCGCGUUGUCCGCUCACGACGGAGCUGCUGGAGACGCUGACGGAGUUCUUUGCACAAUCACGAGAAAUGCAGCCAAUCCAUCAUCCGCAAUUGUCAGGUGUCAAGCUAGACAGAGAGGCAAUUUCGUACUGUCGACUGGUUCCAGUGGCUCUAAAGCUCGUCAGGUGCCGACUAACGGCAGAUUCGAUCACAAGGCUCAAGACGGUGCUGGUGUCUGGACUAAGAAGGAAUGACUCCGCGGCAAGAUUUUGCAUAACGUCUUUGAAUUUGAGCGAGAAUCCAAUGCAGAGUGACGAGCUGAUGGCUUUGGCGCGGUUGUUGGACGAGUGCAGACGACAAAGAGAGCAAUGGGGUGGUUUGCCACUGGACGAACUCGUGUUGGAAAACGCCUUGAGUCGGUCACUCACAAUAACAAAUUGGGCGGCCUUUCGAGCGUUUGUGAGUGCGGCGGUCGGUGUCGAUAGACGUUGCAAGACAUCACUAAAGCGGUUGUCGCUGGCAAAUAACUCCUUGAGCUACCACCAUGUCGGUUGUAUUUGCUCGGCCUUAAGAUGUGAAAGCAUAACACUUGAGGAGCUCUCUCUGGCAUGCACAUUUUCAUUGGUAGACCCUGCUGACCGCAAGAUUUGUUGGCAGUGGCUAGCAAUUGGGCUUCGUCCCAUGGUGUUUUGUGGUGGACGGUCAGGGCUUCGACUACUGGAUUUGUCAGGCAACCCCAUGUUCCCCAUGGACAGCGAAGCGUGGCACGAAAGUCUUCGUGACCCUCAAGCAACCGUCUUGCAGUGGAUUGACGAUACAACACCUCAAGCAGUUUCUUGUCGAAAUACGACAGCUCGUUGUCUUUUGUCCAGCAAUACUGAUCUCUACUCAUCCCCAACUGAAGCAUCUGCGCGACUUGUCAACAUCGAGAACGAGGUCAAGGCACUUAGUCUUGAAGCUGACAAUUUCAAACAGUGGGAAGUGAUGGCCAGUCUUCCAGGCAAACAUGGCUGGCUUUGCGUUGUGGUUCCAGGAUUUGGAGUGGCUUGGACUCGAAAAGAAAACGCAAUGACAUGGGAGCAUACCGGGCAAAACCAAAGUGUCGCUUCGGCAAUAUUGUCCGAGCUCGUGAUGAACGACAUGGUAGCCUCUCGGACCACCACAAAGGCGCUUGAGAGCUUUGUCCGCGGUUUUGGUGGAAAACUGCGAUCAUUAGAGCUACGUCGCAACGCAUUAUCUGCCAUGGAGCUGGACGCGAUUUUGGUCAGCUGUCAGCAACUUUAUAGCUUGGAUGUAGAAGGCUGCAGGAUACUGCAACUACAGCUACUUGUUGAUGCUCUUAGGGGAGUUCUAGGCCAAAAUCUCCGGAUAUUGAAUCUCAAUGCCAACCUUAUUGGUGCUGACUCAUUCAACGUUCUCACAUCAGCUUUGCGCGAUCAAAUACCAGAUCGUGUCCCUGUGCUCUAUGAGCUGCGCGUCGCAAACAAUGAGAUUGGUGGCAAUGGUGUGCGGCAUCUGCAUGAUGCUUUGGAAUUUAAUAAAAGGUUGGCGUUGCUGGAGCUGGAUCUACCGGAGAAAGGUACAGAGCCACCUCGGCGGCCUGAUAAUGACGAAUAUGUUCAGCUCUAUCGGACGCGCUGCAUGAGGCUGGAUAUGUCGUUUCAGAACGAGUUGGUGGGUGUUACACCACUGCUUCUUGACCGCAGGCUCGCGUUCUUGCUCGUGCUUAGUGCCCAUGACGUGACACUUGAUCGAGGUAUCUGCUCCGCCAUUUUCAGUUUUGCAGCCGACGAGAAGCGGCGCUGCAUACUUUGGAAUACCGCCCACGCUUGA
Molecule: messenger RNA, 2145 nt
Organism: Peronospora belbahrii
Lineage: Eukaryota; Oomycota; Peronosporomycetes; Peronosporales; Peronosporaceae
Source: the annotation of a GenBank genome assembly